This is a messenger RNA of Cottoperca gobio, 6794 nucleotides long. RefSeq names its product ATPase plasma membrane Ca2+ transporting 1a (gene atp2b1a). Gene Ontology annotation, molecular function: P-type calcium transporter activity; ATP hydrolysis activity; ATP binding. Gene Ontology annotation, biological process: regulation of cytosolic calcium ion concentration; calcium ion transmembrane transport. Lineage: Eukaryota; Metazoa; Chordata; Actinopteri; Perciformes; Bovichtidae. Gene Ontology annotation, cellular component: intracellular membrane-bounded organelle; plasma membrane. The record is from RefSeq and is a predicted model, not a curated record.
UUUCUGUUGAGCCGAAGCAGCAACGCUUUGCAAUAGAGUGGGGAGGUGGCGAGACAAUGGCGAACAACUCGUACAGCGGGGUGAAGAACUCCAUGGUGGAGGCCAACCACGAUGGAGAGUUUGGCUGCUCGCUCAAAGACCUGCGCUCCCUUAUGGAACUGAGAGGCACAGAGGCGAUAGGCAAAAUUGGGGAAUCUUAUGAGGAUAUUCAAGGACUCUGCCACCGGUUAAAAACAUCACCUAUAGAUGGUCUAAGUGGACAGCCUGGAGACAUCGAGAAGCGGAAAACAGUGUUUGGGGAAAAUUUAAUACCGCCCAAAAAGGCCAAAACUUUCUUACAGUUAGUGUGGGAGGCGCUACAGGAUGUCACACUGAUUAUCCUAGAAGUGGCAGCCAUAGUUUCACUAGGCCUUUCUUUUUAUAGACCUCCAGAUGCCGAAAGAGAACACUGUGGAAGGGCAGCUGGCGGUGUGGAGGAUGAGACUGAGUCAGAAGCAGGCUGGAUCGAGGGCGCCGCCAUUCUUCUGUCAGUUAUUUGUGUGGUGCUGGUGACGGCAUUCAACGACUGGAGUAAAGAGAAGCAGUUUAGGGGCCUCCAGAGCCGCAUCGAGCAGGAACAGAAAUUUACUGUCGUUCGUGGAGGACAAGUUAUUCAAAUUCCUGUGGCUGAGAUCGUGGUCGGCGACGUUGCACAAGUAAAAUAUGGUGACCUUUUGCCUGCCGACGGAGUCCUCAUCCAAGGCAACGAUCUGAAGAUCGACGAGAGCUCCCUCACAGGAGAGUCGGACCUGGUCAAGAAAACGCUAGUAAAAGAUCCAAUGCUGUUAUCAGGCACCCAUGUAAUGGAAGGCUCAGGGAAAAUGUUGGUCACUGCUGUGGGUGUCAACUCUCAAACUGGAAUUAUCUUCACUUUACUUGGGACCGCUGAGGAGGAUGAAGAAGAAGAGGAGGAAAAGAAAAAGGAGAAGGAGGAGAAGAAGAAACAGAGAAAAAACAAGAAGCAGGAAGCAUCUGUGGAAAAUCGUAAGAAAGCUAAAGCACAGGAUGGUGCUGCGAUGGAAAUGCAGCCGCUGAACAGUGAUGAGGGAGGUGAUUCAGAUGAGAAGAAGAAAGUCAGCCCGCCGAAAAAAGAGAAGUCUGUUCUUCAGGGCAAACUGACCAAACUAGCCGUGCAGAUUGGCAAAGCAGGACUGGUUAUGUCAGCCAUCACUGUCCUCAUCCUGGUGGUGCUGUUUGUAGUAGACACCUUCUGGAUCCAGAAUCUGCCCUGGGUCAAGGACUGCACACCCAUUUACAUUCAGUUCUUUGUGAAAUUCUUCAUCAUUGGCGUCACUGUUCUGGUGGUGGCUGUUCCCGAAGGCCUGCCCCUUGCUGUAACAAUCUCCCUGGCAUACUCGGUCAAGAAAAUGAUGAAAGACAACAACCUGGUGCGUCACUUGGAUGCCUGUGAGACUAUGGGCAAUGCUACCGCCAUCUGCUCUGACAAGACUGGUACGCUCACCAUGAACCGCAUGACUGUGGUGCAGGCCUUCAUCGCUGAAAAGCACUACAAGAAGGUCCCUGAACCGGACAACAUCCCCUCCUCCAUUUUAGACCUGCUGAUUCUGGGCAUCGCAGUCAAUUGCGCCUACACUACUAAGAUCAUGCCUCCAGAGAAAGAAGGCGGCCUGCCACGGCAAGUGGGUAACAAGACCGAAUGUUCCUUGCUUGGCUUUUCAACUGAACUGAAACGCGACUACCAGACUAUACGCAACGAGAUCCCCGAAGAGAAACUAUACAAAGUCUACACCUUUAACUCAGUCCGCAAGUCUAUGAGCACUGUGUUGAAGAUGGCUGAUGGCAGCUACCGUAUGUUCAGCAAAGGGGCCUCAGAAAUUCUCCUAAAAAAGUGCUAUAAAACCCUGAUGGCAAAUGGUGAGCCCAAGGUGUUUCGCCCACGGGACAGAGAUGACAUGGUUAAGAAAGUGAUCGAGCCCAUGGCCUCAGAGGGCCUGAGGACCAUCUGCCUUGCAUACAGAGAUUUCCCCGUCUCUGAGGGUGAGCCUGACUGGGACAAUGAAAAUGACAUCCUCUCUGGACUGACCUGCCUCAGCGUGGUGGGCAUUGAAGACCCUGUGAGACCUGAGGUCCCAGACGCCAUCAAGAAAUGCCAGCGCGCUGGUAUCACAGUGCGGAUGGUGACUGGGGACAACAUCAACACAGCUCGAGCCAUCGCCACCAAGUGUGGUAUCCUACUGCCUGGAGACGACUUCAUCUGCAUCGAGGGAAAAGAGUUCAACCGAAGGAUACGCAACGAGAAAGGAGAGAUUGAACAAGAACGCAUUGACAAGAUCUGGCCCAAACUACGAGUACUGGCUCGCUCUUCCCCCACAGACAAACACACCUUAGUGAAAGGUAUCAUCGACAGCACAGUGAUAGAACAAAGACAAGUGGUUGCAGUGACAGGAGAUGGCACCAAUGACGGUCCCGCCUUGAAGAAAGCUGAUGUUGGCUUUGCCAUGGGCAUCGCCGGCACAGAUGUAGCCAAGGAGGCAUCUGACAUCAUCCUGACUGACGACAAUUUCUCCAGCAUCGUCAAGGCCGUCAUGUGGGGACGCAACGUCUACGACAGCAUCUCCAAGUUCCUCCAGUUUCAGCUGACUGUCAAUGUGGUGGCUGUCAUCGUAGCAUUUACAGGAGCCUGCAUCACACAGGACUCUCCACUGAAAGCAGUCCAGAUGUUAUGGGUCAACCUCAUCAUGGACACUUUUGCGUCACUAGCCCUGGCCACAGAGCCCCCUACAGAAGCCCUGCUGCUAAGGAAGCCAUAUGGCCGCAACAAGCCUCUCAUCUCCCGCACAAUGAUGAAGAACAUCCUGGGUCAGGGAGUGUUCCAGCUAGUCAUCAUCUUCACUCUGCUGUUUGCCGGAGAGAAAAUAUUUGAUAUUGACAGCGGCAGGAAUACACCCCUCCACGCCCCCCCUUCUGAACACUACACCAUUGUCUUCAAUACCUUUGUACUGAUGCAGCUUUUCAACGAGAUCAAUGCCCGCAAGAUCCACGGUGAAAGGAAUGUCUUUGAAGGCAUCUUCAACAACCUUAUCUUCUGUAGUAUUGUCUUUGGUACCUUCAUUAUCCAGAUCGUCAUAGUGCAGUUUGGUGGGAAGCCGUUCAGCUGUGUGGCUCUGACCAUCGACCAGUGGCUAUGGUGCACUUUCUUAGGCUUUGGCUCUCUACUAUGGGGACAGGUAAUCUCCUCGAUACCCACCAGCCGCUUAAAAUUCUUGAAAUCGGCGGGCCACGGCACCCAGAAAGAUGAGAUUCCAGACGAGGAGCUGGACGAGCUGGACGACAAUGAUGAGAUUGACCACGCCGAGCGGGAGCUUCGCCGUGGCCAGAUCCUCUGGUUCCGAGGCCUCAAUCGCAUCCAGACUCAGAUGGAUGUAGUGAGUGCGUUCCAGAGUGGAACUUCCUUUCAGGGGGCUCUAAGGCGGCAGGCCUCCAACUCCAGCCAACAACAGCACGAUAUCCGGGUGGUGAAUGCAUUCCGCAGCUCCAUCUCCCUCUAUGAGGGGCUGGAGAAGCCCGAUUCGCGAUCAUCAAUCCACAACUUCAUGACCCACCCUGAAUUUCGGAUAGAGGACUCUGAGCCCCAUAUUCCCCUCAUAGAUGACACCGACGCGGAGGACGACGCUCCCACCAAGCGUAACUCCGCCAGCCCCCGCAACGCUACACCCACGCCGCCCUCACCCUCACCCACUACCGUCGCCCCCACCACGCCGGUCUCUCCCUCCCCAAACCAGAACAAUAACGCUGUGGAGAGCAGUAACCACCUCCUCCCAGAGGGCCCCAAAUCAGGAACCCCCUCGGCCCCAGGGAGCCCCCUACACAGCCUGGAGACCUCCCUUUGAUCUGACCCCGCGCCACGCGUCACCACCAACUUUCUACCCGCCGCCAAGGAGCUCAACUCAGACAGAAGGAACGAACACUUGGAGAAGAGAAGGGCUAGAAGGAGAGCGGAGUCUUGUGUGAGCUCGGUUGGGCUGGACUAAAGAACAGCAAACAUUCAGAGGAAUGUCCGGCUUGGUGUGGAUGCUUUGGUCUAUUUUUUUUUUUUUGGUUCUUAUUAUUACCCCCGCUGCAACACAAGGACUCUGUCUCCACCCCUCCCUCCUUGGUAACUUUUGUUUUUCUCCGUAAACAAGGGGUGAUUAUAAACUCAGAUUGAAAGUGACCUGUUUUUAUUAUUCUAUUAUUAUUAUUUUAAUUGAGAAGAGGAGGUCCUCCUCCCGGCUUGAAGAGCGUCUGUAAGAAUUAUGAAAGAACCUUUUAGCUUCUCUUAUCUGAAUGGUGUUGUAUAUUUAUCUCUUUGGCCCUUGCUCAUUCAAAACUUAUUUCUGCUCCAUUGGCUGUUAAUAUUUUGAGUUAUUUAUGUUUUUGGAAAAAGCAGGUCUGUUUACAAAGUUUGUAGAUACUUUUUUUCUGUUUGUAGGCAAAAGAGCUUCCUGAUGUAUGAUGCAGAAAACUGGGACAGAAUAAAAAAUGAAUGAGAGGAUUAUUCCAGAUACUGCUGUAUUGUCAGGAAAGAAAAGGGUGUUUCUAUUGAAACUUAACUAUUUUUGCCUGCAAGUUUUAUUUGUUAUAUAUUUGUAGAUAAAUGUAGAACCUUCUAGCCAAACUGAUAAACACUAAGGCUUGUAUAGAAAAGAGGUCCAGCAGGUGAGGUGUUUUCACGGGAGACGGGACGGGAAAGACUAUUCGGGCCUCUUGUCCACUAACAUUGCUAUAAAUAUUUACUUCUUCCAUUUCUUCGAUAGUUUUCAUGUGCACAAAACCUUCUGGAGUUCUGGAUUCUCUUUUCAUUCAUUAUGUUGUGUUCAAGGAUUUCCACAUGUUGAAAGGUUCACUCAUUAAAGGGAGUUAAGAAAUAUAUCUAGGCCCGUAUUUAGCAAGCAUCUCAGACUGACACCAAGAAUCAUGCUGAAACAAAGUCUUACCUCGGAGUGGGACAUGAGGUCCUUAUGAAGCCUCCUACAGUCGCUUUCAGCAGGAAGUACAAGUUGUCCUUUUAGAUUUUUGUGGUUUUACAACACUUUGCACCGUAAAAUGAAAAUGUCUUCUUGUAGUAGUUAUUAGUUCUAUUUAAAAGCGUCUGAUCCAGAUUAUUUGAUGCAGGGAAAACGUGUGGGUGUAUGACUAAUUUAUGCAUGCAAAGCUAAAAAUCUGUUUUAUUCAAAGUUCAUUAAACACUAAAAAUGUUUUUUUUUUUUUUCCCAAAGUAAUGCUGUAUUGCUGUAUUCAGCCAGUGCGUUUAUUUAUUUUACAAUAAGAAGUUCAUAUACACUAAACGUGAAUGUGCCUUGGCUACAAUAACAAUUUAGACGAUGCUUUGUCCCAUCAUUUGCCACCUGCAGGUAACUCCUCACAGAUAAAACACUGUUACUCCUACAGCUAAACGUAGGACCAAAUACACUUCAUCCUGAUCAUUCUGGACCAGUUGUGAAUCAUUUUCUCUCUGGAUGCUUGAUAAAUAUGGAUCCUGGUCAUUUUUCUCUUUUUUUUUUUUUUUAUUUAACCGGUGCAUUUGAUUUCUUCUUUUUGAUUUUUCUCAGAAAAACGCCCCCCCCCCCCCCCCCCCUGCCAAUGUACAAUAUUGACAUCUGUUGACUCAGGCAUAGAGAAAGUAUUUAAUUUAAAAAGGAAUCUGUAAAGAAAGAACCUUUUAACUUCAGACUUUGUGUAUUUAGAUAGCGAAACAUUGUCUUGGUAAAAAAAAAAAAAGAAAAGUGAAUUAUUUUCAUAUUUAAUUAAAUUUUUAAGAUCAUGCCUUAGGAAAAACUUAAAUUUACUCCUCCGAGUUCUGGUUUGUUGACAUUUUAAAAAUCAAAAACGGAGGGGGGAAUAAAAUGCUUCUUCUUCUUUCUUUCUUUUCUCCAACCCGGUCCAUAAGACUCCUUUCACCGUGGAUAAAUGUUACUGCAUUUGAUUUGUUUGUAAAAUAUUUUUGACACCUGAUGUACUGGAAACGCUAAAGAAUUGGACAUGUGCAUUUUUCAAGAAUAAAGACUAGGCAUACACUGGUAUCUAUCUGCACAGGGUACUUUAUUUCAUAGCGUUCCUUAGGGAAAACAAUUUUGAUACAAAUCCAUAAUAAAAAGUAUACCUUUGUAUUUUUAUGACAGCACUGAUGAUGAUACCUUUCAUCGCACUAAACCAAUUUUGGAUGAUUUGACACCAAUCACGUUAUAUGGGGAGGGUUUUGGCCACUAAAAUGUGUGUUGUUCUGGAAUAUUCAUCUCAGGGUGCAAAUGAUGUGAAAGAGAACAGGCCUCUUUUAGUUUGUAUAUUAACACACUUAAUUAAAUGUUUGGGACGGUGCUUGUCAACCACACAGGAAGACUCGGGCAGCAGGCUGCAGAUUCUUCCUGCAGCCUUCUGGCCAUCUUCACCUGAGGGGCUGUGGACGGGAAGGAAGUGGAGAUGUUAAAUCACAACGUUCCCUGAGGAAAUACUUAGUUUUACUUGUUUUACAGAUGAUAAAAUAGCAGCUAGGAUUGCAUACAAAGUGAGAAAUUGAAAAGGCAAGCAGAAUCCAUAUGAGGAGUUUGUUCUGUAGCUUCUUCCUGUAAUGGGAAUGAAUGUUUUUCCAUCUGUUUUAUGGAUUAUUAUUUUUUUAUCUUUUAACAUUUGGAAAUAAAAGUACUUCAUAUCUGUUUAUCUUGAGCAUUUUAAAUGGAUAUCGUGAUUGGAUUUACAUUUGAAACUUGUCGAGUAAUGUGUAUGGUUUUUAAAAAUAAAAAAUGUAUUUAGCCUAA